UAAGGAGGGGAGAUCUACCUAACUGCAUGUGUGUGGGCUGGGGAGGAUUGGAGAGUUUAGGAUAGAAGAGGAAUUCGACAGCGGAAGGAGUAAAUGACAUUCAAGACGGGACAGCUCCAUGCUGUGAACUCUCGGGGGGAGCUUUGAAGAACACUAAUAGUCUGGAAUGAAAUGCAGGAUGAAUGGAGGAAGCAUCAGGAGGUGAGAUUGGAGAUGGGACCAAGAGUCAGGUGGUGAAGAUUUGAACCCAUGACCUAAGAGCUUGGCAUGGUCUAAGCUUCAAGGGGGAGAGGCAGUGCUGCAGCUAAGUCCCAGAUUUCUGUCUCGGACCAUGGGGAGUCGUGGGACUGUAGAUCUCACCGGUGGGGGUGGAGCCCUGGUGGGUGACCAAAACCGGGGGUGGGUGGGAAUUGAAUUUAAUCUAAAUGAAGCCCACCCCUCCAGCCCGGGUCUCCUUCCUCUCCCUCCGGGAGGUCUUCCUGUUGCCCUAGCUUUUUGUCCUGCAUCCACAGACCCUUCUACCUUCCCCUGAAGAUGCAGAGAUUCGGGAACAGAAUGACAGGCUGGCAGGUCAAGGUCUCGCACGUGACCAACCCGGGCUUGAUCCCGGGCACCACACAGCGUCCCCUUGGUCCCGCGAAGAGUGACCCCCUGAGCAUCACCGGGUGUGUCCCCCACACGAAAAAGGCCAAACGGUUCGGCCUUGCGAUAGGAAGUCGUGACCCGCUGGGGCUCCCAGCCAGGCCCGGGUGAGCGCUGGGUGGGGCGGUGCCUUCCCAACCAGCGGGACCGAAGCCCCUUCGGACCCCCAGGAGGCCGCUUUCCGACCCACCGGGCAGCCGGGCGGCCGGGCGGCCUCAGGCCCUCCCAGCUGCCUAAACCCGGAACCUCACUAAUCUCACUAUCUCCCUCCUUCCGAGGCCGUUUAAGUGUCCCUGGGGGCUCCGGGGCGUGGGGAGGCCACGUGUGCGGCUCGCAGCCGAGUUUGCCCCCCUGUUCCUCUCCGGCGCAGGAAAACAGGCAACGCGAAGCCUGACCCCGCGUUCCCAUCCCUGAGCUCAGAAGCUCUAACAGAGCUUUUAUUUUAUUUCUGGGGAGGGGAUGGGAGGAUGCUGGCGCCGGUUAGGGGUGCCUGGCGGAAAGCCGGCGCGGCUCCAGGCCCCCGGCACGACCCACGCCGCAUGGGGGCCGCCAUCUUCCCCUCCCAGCGGAGCAUCCUGGGAACGACCCGGAGCCCCGCGCAUGCGCUCUGCGCGCCGCAGCGCACCCUAGCGGGCCCGCGGGGUACCCGCGCAGAUGCCGACGCCCCGAGAGACCCGCGGACACGUGACUUCCAGCUGGGUUCGGUGGGCGGUCGGGGGCGCCGUGCAAAAGCUCCGUAACAGAGGGGAAUGGCAGACUGGGAAACUGAGGUUUGGGAUGAAGAACGGGCCCGGGGACCCACGCGACUUGCCUCCGUGCCCCGUGCAGGGAAUUGCAGCUCCCCGGCAGCGGUUCCAGCGGGGAGCGGCUGUGUCGUAAAGCAGUGAAAGCGUUUUUGAUCAAAGAAGAUGCAUCUGGCCUUGUAAAAGCACGGGCUGGAUUGUUGCCACUCGCGCCUGCUGUUGUGCCGAGCUUAAAAGAGAACAUUUGGGUCUAGUGCGAGACGACAGGAGCGGCUCUCUGCCAGCAGCUCGCACUGGGCACCCGGAGUCGGAGGCUGCUCGGGGACCUGGGCGUGGAGUCUCGGAGGACGCAUCGCGCGUGCAGACACACCGGGUGUUCCGUGACGCAGGUGCUGAGAAGGGCGGACAGCGAUUUUCCAAACACCGAACAAAACAAAGCGUCCCGAGGAGCAGCCAUGGCUGUGUUGUACCCGUCUCUGGAGGAUCUGAAGGUGGACCAGGCCAUCCAGGCCCAGGCCAGAGCCACGCCCUCGAUUCCCGCCCCGCUGGUACAGGGGGCAGCUGCUUCCCAGCCUCCAGUUCUCUACCCAAACCUGGCAGAACUGGAAAGUUAUAUGGGUCUUUCCCUGUCCAGCCAAGAAGUCCAGCAGAACCUGCCGCCGAUGCCAGACGAUGCCAGUACGGCGACGGCCCGGGGCCUGAUGGUUGCGCCGGUGUCGGGGAAUAAUUUGGGCGUGCGGCGAGCAGAGAUCAAGCCCGGGGUGCGCGAGAUUCACCUGUGCAAGGAUGAGAGGGGCAAGACGGGGCUUCGGCUGCAGCCCAUCGACCAGGGUCUCUUUGUGCAGCUGGUCCAGGCCAACUCGCCCGCGGCCCUGGUGGGGCUGCGCUUUGGGGACCAGAUCCUGCAGAUCGACGGGCACGACUGUGCCGGGUGGAGCAAGGACAAAGCCCACCGGGCCGUGAAGAAGGCGUCGGCCGAGAAGAUCGUCAUGGUGGUCCGCGACAGGCCCUUCCAGCGGACGGUCACCACGCACAGGGACAGCACCGGCCACCUGGGCUUCGUCAUCAAGAAGGGGAAGGUGUGCUCGGUGGUGAAGGGCAGCUCGGCUGCCCGCAACGGGCUCCUCACCAACCACUACCUCUGCGAGGUGAACGGGCAGAACGUCAUCGGGAUGAAGGACAAAGAGAUCACGGAGGUUUUGGCUGCCACUGGGCAGGUCGUGACCCUGACCAUCAUCCCCACGGUCAUCUAUGAGCACAUGGUCAGAAGGCUGUCGCCCACCCUGCUGCAGCACACCAUGGACCGCUCCAUCCCUGACGUCUGAGCCCCCCAAGGCAGCGUGCUGGGAGCCGGGGCUGGACCCGCUGGACUCAUACAGGCCGCGGGGUCCAGGCCAGAGUCAGGUCAGGCUGCGGCCACACUCUGGCCAUAACCACACUCCGGCUGCAGCCACGCUCUGGCCUCAGCCACACUCUGGGUGCAGCCCCUCCCUGGCAGGAGUUUGUUGCAACCAGAAAAACAGCUCCAUUUCCAAAGAACAGAAAUAGAUUCUCAUGAGACGUUGUCCGGUCCUCCUCUCCUCCUUCACACGCGCUCACAACCCUGCAUUCUUUCGAAUAAGGAGAAGCCACGUGACCUUGGGCACAGAAGCCCUUCCUCAGGAGCACUGAAGGUCCUGGUCCUCGCUCCCAGGACCAGGGCUGGGGUGGCUCUGCCCGUCACUCGGGGAAUCUGGAGACUGGCGGGUGGCCCGGGGGGCUGCAGGACAGUGUAUAUGAAUGUGUGUGUGAGUGCAUGUAUAUUUGUGUGAGUACAUGUACAUAAUAUACACAUGUGAAUGUGUAUAUGAAUGUGUGUUUGUGUAAGUGUGUGAGAGUGAGUUGCUGUGUAUGAGUGAGUUUAUGAAUGUUUGUGUGAAUGUAUACACAGUUGUGUAUGGAUGUGUGUGUGAGUCUGUUGUAUGAGUGUGUGCUUGUAUGUAUAUUUGUCUGAGUCUGUGUGGGUGAGCGAGCCUAUAUGUGUGUGUUUGUGUGCGUGUGAGCCACCCUCUCCUGCCCUCGGAAAGAAGACACAGCCAGAGCAGGUGUUGGUGUUUCCAUGCUUUAAUUCAGAGCCGAGCGCCGCGGGUACAACUCUGGCUGAACGAGAGGACGAAGGAGACAGAAGUGAAGACCCCCCCACCUCCCCUUGCCCGUGUCCCCUGAGUUCUCUGUCAAGGGGACGGUCUAAGAUGAGUGCACUGUGACCUGUUUGUGGGGCCCCCCACGCCGGAGAGUGGGUGUGGGUUCUGGGGGCUUUUGCUCGAGAACCCUUCAAGGCGCUGUCACAUGGACCCGCCCAGGACCAGCGGCCACUGGGAAGGGCGGUGGGUGAAAAGCUGUUUCCCCCUUGGGAGAUAUUUGGAAUAAACUUGGCGGGAGCCCGGCGUGCCCCUCUCCACCUCAUUCCUGCCGCAGCCUGGAGCGAGGCGUGGAGGUCGGCCGAGGCUGGGCCGCGGAGGACAGGCUCCCCAGGCUGCCGGCCGCGGGCAGCGGAUGUCCAGAAGGCGGCUCCCGGGAACGGGGAUCCUUUGGAGCCCAUCAGCUUGGGGCCCAAGGCGGGGGAGGGGGCAGGCCCCAAGGUCCCCGUUCCUGAAGCUGAGGGCAGGCCGGCGAGGUCCCCGCCGGCAGGAGGAGGUCCGAGGCAGGCGGGCGAGGGCGCUUUGGAGGCAGAGCAGUAGCCGGGGACCUGGGGCCGGGCCUGGCCUCCAGCCCCUGAGUGUGGGCCCUGCAGUGGCGGGGCUGGAGCCUGAGCCAGCAGGCGCUGUGCCCCCACACGGGGCGGCCGGGCCAGGCUGCACCUUUUGCAUAGAUGCGGAAAGGGGAACACUCACAGACACACACAGACUCACGCAGACACAGACGCACACAGGAGCCCUGGGUCACGGGCGGAAUGGGCUGGGAGCCGUCUCCACUGCUGGGGGCCCCCGGCCCGGGCACUCUGGGCAAGGGGGGCUGGGGCCCUCGCAGAGCCCCGCCUCAGGCCCUCGCCUCGCCCCCCGGCCCGCUCCAGGCCCCUGGACCGCAGCACUGAUUGACUGCUCCAUCCACAGUAAGGACACCAGCCACGCCACCAAGCACAGGCCACAGAAGGAAGGCCACAGAGUGAGACGCCAGCAGGACUGUGGAAGGGGGGUGGGUGGGUGGGUGGGUGUCACAUGGCUUGACGACGACAUUCCAGAGGUGAGAGACAGAUUCCACGUGGCCAAAGAGAGCCGCACGUUUAUUUCCUCGGCAAAGCUUAGUUUCUGAGUCGACACCACGCGGCCGCAGGAGCACCCAGGACGCGGGGCCUGGCCAGGGCUGGGCACAGAGCCCCCCCCGAGGCACACCCAGGUCCCGGGGUGGGUGUGGGGGGGCGCCCAGCCAGGCGGGUCUGGCCGGUGCUGGGGAGGGGAGGGGGGAUGUUUUGCGCAGGAUGGCUGGUGUGCGAACAGGACCAAGGCGGGGUGGCCUUGGAGGCGUGAAGCGCGAGGUGGAGAGGGCGCGUGGCUCUCCGGGGACAUGCGGGUGCCCCCCACCCAGCUGAGCUGCGGGCGUGGGAAGGGCGGGGCAGCAGGGGUGGGGGGGGCGAGCAAGCGACCUCGGCAGAGAAGCACAGUCGCCUGAGGCCUGAGGAGGGAGAUGCCAGAGAUGGGCCAAACCUCUGGACAACAGCUGGGCACUCGGACGGGGGGGAUGGCUUGGGGCUCCCAGGGUCCAGACGGGGCGUCCGUGUCGGCAGCUUGGACGGGGGCUCCCGCCAACCACGCACCCCGGACCUCUUACCCAGCUUCAGCUCAGCUCUAAUCCCCGUCUCACGGCGCACCCCGCCUCCUGCGCCCGCAGACAGACAGGCCUGAGGUCGAGAAGCCCCCAUCCUGGCCCGCAGGCAGCCCCCCAUGGGGGCACCCCGGGAUGUGGAAGCAACAAGCCCCCGUAGGGAACAGAGUGCAAAGAGAAUGUCUGACCUGAAGCCCCCCCCCCCCCGCCCCGCCAGCCAGAGAAAGGUGGGGUGUGCUCUGAGGGGGGCUGGGAAGGUCUGCAAGCAAGAGCCCUGCUGAGUCCAGUCCCCGCCUUCCACCUCCCAGCCUGUCCAGCUGCCAGCCGGGCUCAGCGCCCCCAGAGAAGGAAGCGACAGGCCCCGGGUGCCCGAGAUGGCCCGAGGGGGUGGAGAUGGGGUGGACGGAUGAGAGACAAACACGAAAGCCGCUCGCCCUCUGCCUCCUCCUGCCCUUUCCUCCAGCCUGUGGCCCAACUGUGCCGCAGGACCCCGAAGUGGGCUGCCCCAGCCGUCCCCAACCCUGCUGGAGAGCCGAAAAGCUGGGUGGGUGGCUUGUGCCUGCCUCCAGCUGAAGGGUAAUACUGGCCCUGAGUCCCGGGCUGGGCAGGGGGCGGCUUGGGAGGGAAGCGGGACGUGAGGGUGGGGGCCGGGGCUCCUCCGGGCCAAGCUCCCCGGCUUAGCGGACCCACGAGCUCCGCUGGGGCAGGGCGGGCAGGGCCGGGGGCUCGCCACCCUCUUGGGGCCACAUGUCCCUCCAGCGUGCCUUCCCGCCUCCGCCCUGGUCCCUCCUCUCUUGGGGCUGCCUCCCCCUCCCCCCUGUCUCCUGCCCCACUUCAUGGUUACCGCCUGGAAAAAAUAUUAAAAAAAAAAAAAAGAA
Molecule: messenger RNA, 6064 nt
Organism: Sorex araneus (European shrew)
Lineage: Eukaryota; Metazoa; Chordata; Mammalia; Eulipotyphla; Soricidae
Gene: SDCBP2
Product: syndecan binding protein 2
Exons: 9
Coding region: 1841-2710 (289 amino acids)
Cellular component (GO): cytoplasm; plasma membrane
Molecular function (GO): protein binding
Source: RefSeq, a predicted model, not a curated record